This is a messenger RNA of Aureococcus anophagefferens, 1014 nucleotides long. RefSeq lists its product as hypothetical. Lineage: Eukaryota; Pelagophyceae; Pelagomonadales; Pelagomonadaceae. The record is from RefSeq and is a predicted model, not a curated record. The coding region runs from base 1 to 1014 and encodes 337 amino acids. The transcript has 3 exons.
AUGUCCGACGCCGAGGUCGCCGUGCCGGCGAACUACCUGCAGACGCGCUUCGUCGGCCUCUUCCACGCCGUCGCCAGCAAGGUCUUCUGGGCGGGCUUCUUCUGGGAGCUCUUCGGGGAGUGCCUCGCGGACAACAAGUACCACACGGCCAAGUACGCGUUCCUCACGGGCCUCGGGGACUCGUCGGGCGUCGUGGCGGGCCACCUGCUCUAUUUCACGGCGCUCGCGGGCUGCUCCAUGGACGCGCCGGCGCAGGAGUGGCCGGCGGCGCGGCUGCUGGGGACCGCGUCGUUGGCCACGGGCACGUGCUGGCAGCCCCUCGUCAACCUCUGCCUCGACGACUUCGGCUUCGGCUUUUUGUUCGUGGCCACGACGCCGACGCGCCUCACGUCCCACGACUUCUCCCAGUUCAGCGUCUACUCGAACGACGGGCCGUUGCUCGCGUCCUGGAAGGCGGGCGCGUCCGUCGCCGCGGGCUUCCUCCUCGUCCAGGCCCUCCAGAACCUCGCCGUGCCCUACGGCUACACGUGGGUCGACCCGCUUCUCGAAGCAGCAAUGGGCAAGGCCGGCAAGGCCGCCGCCAAGAAGAAGCGCAGCACCAAGAGCAAGGCUCUUCUCGGCAAGCGGUGCGAUGCGGAGUCGAUGAUGGUCGUCGACGCCGGGUCGCCCGGCGGCGCGGCGCCGCUGACGGGCCGCCAGAAGCACGCCGAGAAGGUGGCGGCGAAGCGCGCGCUGCGCGACGAGAAGGCGUCGAUCAAGAAGCAGCGGCUGGCCAUGCCCAAGGCGUCGACGGCGACGCGCGGCGAGCGCAAGGCGCUCACGACGGCGCUCAAGGAGCUCUCGCGGCCCGCCGAGCCCGCGGAGCCGGCCGCCGACGCCGCGCCGGCCGCGGCCGCGGACGGCGCCGACGCGGCCAUGACCGACGACGCGCCGGGCGCCGCGUUCGCCUACGCCGUCGACGCGAAGAAGGCCCGCCGACGAGCGCGGCAGCGCGCGAAGCACGCGGCGCUCUAA